UAUACUAGAACUAUUCAUUAAUCUUCACCAACGCUGGAUUAAGCUGUUCCGUUUCACGAUCAGACAGCAAGGAAUUAUCAAACGGAUGUAGUAGCUACUUUCAUCGGAUGACCUUUGGAAAACACUAAAUCAGAAUAAAUUUUAUCUAAACGAUAUGAUUUUAUACUGUAAGACGGAUUGAUUGCAAGAAAAAUAAUGGAGUCUGAGGAAAAUGACGGAUCAAUUCGUACUCCUUUAACUGUGGAAUGUGUAUUGAACGGCGAAAUUGACUAUGAUCUCCUUAGUCCAAAAGACAGACCCAAACCAUGUAUGCCCUGGUUUGGUUUAGAUAUUGGUGGUACACUAACAAAGCUUAUUUACUUUGAGCCAAAAGAUUUUACAGAACUAGAAGAAGAACAGGAAAAAGAGACAGCUAAAAUCAUUAGAAAGUAUUUAGUUGGAAACACUGCUUAUGGAACCUCAGGGAUACGAGAUGUUCAUUUAGAAAUGAAGGACCAAUUGAUAGGAGGUCGGAGAGGAAGUCUGCAUUUUAUACGAUUUCCUACCAGUAACAUGGAGGGGUUCAUAGAGUUGUGCAAAGCUAAACAUUUCAACACUUUAGUCACAGAGAUUUGUGCAACAGGAGGGGGAGCAUACAAAUUUGAGCAAGAUUUUGUUAAGGCUGUGAACCUUCAUCUUCAUAAGUUUGAUGAACUUGACUGUCUGCUAAAAGGAAUCCACUACAUCGACAGACACAACGAAAAAGAGUGUUACUAUUAUAAAAAUCCAGAAGAUCCAGACAAAUGCCAGAAAGUCCCAUUUGAUUUCAAAGACCCUUAUCCUUACUUGGUAGUUAAUAUAGGAUCAGGGGUCAGCAUCUUAAGUGUUCAUGGACCAAACAAUUACCAAAGGGUCAGUGGGACAAGUCUUGGAGGGGGUACAUUUCUGGGGUUAUGCUGUUUACUAACUGGGUGCCAAACAUUUGAGGAGGCAAUAGAACUUGCAUCCCAAGGGGACAAUAAGAAAGUGGACAAACUUGUGAAGGAUAUCUAUGGUGGAGAUUAUGAGAAAUUUAAGCUUACUGGAGACAUAGUUGCCAGCAGCUUUGGCCACAUGAAUCAAGCAGAGAAAAGGGAGAAAGCUAGCAAAGAGGAUCUAGCACGAGCAACUCUGACCACAUUGACCAAUAAUAUAGGGUCCAUAGCUAGAAUGUGUGCUCAAACUCAGGGAUUGGAGAGAGUUGUAUUUGUUGGCAACUUCUUGCGUGUAAACACAAUUUCCAUGAAACUUCUGGCCAAUGCCAUGGACUACUGGUCUAAUGGAGCUCUGAAAGCACUCUUUCUGGAACAUGAGGGCUACUUUGGUGCUAUGGGAUGUCUUAUGGAAUAUGUUGGACACAGUGGCUCUAUAAACUUUGAAAGAUUUCAACAAUUUGACCAAUAGAUGUUCACAAAUGAUUCCAUGCAAUACAGACACUGCUUUACUACAAGUUCCCAUUCUAUAGCCAUUUGAUUUAAGAUAUGUUCAAAUUAUACCGAAAACACAUUAUGGGGUUUUAUAUUCCCCUAAGACCAAAGAUUAAAGGCAGAUCAAUUUUGAUCUGUACAUGUAUGUCUGUCCACAUCUUUAAAAUUGUUCAUUACUGUAAAGUGUACAAAAUGCAGUCCAGGGUCCAAGUCUUAAUGCCAUUGUAUGGUAAUAUGUAUGGCAAGGUAAUAUGUAUGUAUUCUUUCAGUGAUAAGUGGGCAUUGUGUUUCAGAAAUGCAAUUUUUGAUUUCUUUUUUAUGAAAGAUUUUAUUUGUAGAAGUCAAAUUGUAAUUUUUUCACAGAGUAUUCAGAGUGUUUAAAUCUUUUUAUUGUUCAUCAUAUCAUUCCUGCUUUCUGUAUUAUGAAGGGAAAUAGUCUAAAUCACAUGUAGUGAUUCGAAAUGAAAACAAACCUGUAGACCUAAUAUGUUUUCAUUUAUUGCAUUGGAACAUGUUUAUCCAAAUUUUCAGUGUUCAGUAAAUUUAUUAUGGAACAGUCAUUAUUUGGACAGUUUUAGCUCUACUGUUAGUAAAACAAAAGAGCUCUUGCAAUAGUGAAGUGUCUGUUGUCAAUCCGUCUAACUGUCUGUUUGUCUGUCUGUCAAUUUCCUUCUACAGUUUUGGUCUGAUUCAAUUUUUGAUAAAUGUUGUCACCAUGUUAACCUAAAAAGAAUCAUCUGUAACAUUCUUUUAAAAUGCCAAAUCUCCUGAACAUUUAAUCUUAUUUGAAUAAAUACAAGUUUAGAAAAUAUCCAAUCACAAUAUUUAGACAAUGAUGAAUAUAAACCAGUAUAGCUACAGUCUCAUCAGAGACUUCAGAUUGAAUGAUUUAUAGGGAAAAUAAAUGAAAUCAGGGAUGUCAUGUUUCUGUGUUUUCCAUGGAUACAAGACAAAUUAUAAUUUGCCAGGGUUUACUACUAGUCAUUUAUGCCAUGUAAGUUGAGAGGAAUAAUUAAUAUAUGAAAAUGCUUUAUUUAAUAGUCAAUUUCAUUAGUAGUACUUUGGAUGCAAAAUUCAUUCACAGAAGUCUUUACAUAGUUAAGAUUUUAAAGAAAAAAAUAAAGUUAUCUUGGCCAUUACCAUAAUUAUUUCCAACUUUCUUGAUGUUUAAAUUUCAAUUGAUGUCUGGUUUGAUUUCAUAUUUGUCAAACAAAAUCCAUGAAAAAAAAGAUGGAGUGGGACAAUGUUUGUUCGUGGAUUAGAAUGUAUAACAACAAGUCUUGUAUCUGUAACUUUAUGUGUAAAAGUACUGGCAAAUCUUUGCUUUAUUUAGUACAUUAUUAAUGUGCUUGACAGACUUUAAGCUUUACUUACAAUCACUCCAUUUAUCCACUUAAAAUGCAUAAUAUUUAUUGUUUCAUACCAAUCAUUAUGUGGUAGAAUUGCAUAUAUUGUCUAGAGUAGCAGAAAUAGUGUUGAUUCGAAUGCGUUUAUUAUCAGGUUACUAUAAUUUCAUUACAGCAUGAGCACUUUUGGACAUGUUUUCUUAAAAAAAAAAUAUUGCUACCUGUUUUCGGUCAUUUUUUUUUUUUAAUUAAAAAUUAAAGGUUGGGAUACACAUAUUUUAUUUUCUGCUGUGUGAAUUUGAUAGAAAAACAUAAUUAUAUAAUGCUUUUUUUUUUUUUUUUGCAAAUGAAUGAUCAUUUUAUCAACUUUUACAUAUCUGGCAGUUAAGAUGUUGCAAUAACGGUUUCUUCAGGCAAAGUGGAAGGUUGACUGAUAUCUUUACUUUCAUGAUAAUUCAUUGUAUGUGACUGGCUGUCAAGUAUUUCAGAAAGCUGUAUUGUAAUAGUACACAUGACUUUCUUAUGUUUUUGUUACCAAGUAUCUGUAUUUCAUGUCAUGACGAGUAUUUCCUUCACAAAAUAUAUACCAUUGCAUGUUCAUUAUUUUUGCAUUUGACAGGUAGAACAUGUAAAUAUAGAGUUGUGAAGUUCAUUUACAUUUUAUGAUGUUUAUGUACAGUCAAUCAUCUGUCGCUUGUACUCAGAUGGACUGAUAAAGUCAAGUUAUCCAAGUUUUCGAUUUAUUGAAGCACAGACUUGAACUCUGUGGUUGACUCUGAAGACUUGUUUUAAAUUUACAUAUCCCUGCUUUUCAAUAUAAUGGUGUUUGGGAUAUCUAGCUUAAGAUGUAAAUUUUUGUGUGUUAUCUUUGUAUAUAUGAGAAUUAUUUGAUGCAAGUUGAACAUUCCAGGUUCACCACCCACACUGUGAAUCACACACGUUUGAUAAGAUCUCAGUCAGACAAUUAUGUUAUAUAGGGAACCAAAAAAAACCCUCUUUUCAUUUAAACAUUGAGUUUGAACAAGGUUGUAUAUUCAUUACUACUGAUGUUAACUGAGCUGUAUUUUAAUCAAUUAAUCAUUUGACAUUCUGCAAAGGUAUUUUUCAUGUCAUACUGUAUAAGCAGAAAUUUUAGCGAGGAUUCAAUUUUGGCAGUUUUAGCAGGGGUGUUGAGAUCACUAAAAUUAAAUAUGGCUAACAAUUUAUUCCACAUUAGAGGUUACCGUUAUCUUUCUUUGCACCAUAAAAUUGCUAAAAUACUUAUUACUUAAAAAUUCCACUUACGUGGUAUCAGCAAGCAAUAUUAUGUCAGAUUUUCUGUUUUCAAUAAUUUGAUACACAUAUGGGAGAAUAAUAUUAUCAUGAUAAAAAAUGAGCAAGUCCUUUAAUUUGUACUGAAAAUUCUUCAAAUUUCAUUUGAAAUUCUCUAAGGACAAUAUCUUAUAAUCAGAAAAAGUUUUCAGAAAAAGUACUUUGUACACCCAGAACUAAAAUGGUUUCCUUAUGUAAAGUGUAUUUUGUCUGUAUGUCAGUACUGUUUGACCUCACUUCUGUCUUUUAAAUAUUUUAAAACUGUAUCAUGAUCAAUAUUUAGUGAGGAAGCAUUCAACAAGAGCAUUAUGUACUGUUAUGUGUGAAUUUACGUUUACUUCUCUAUGGGAUGUCCUGUAUGAAGAAUUCCCUAAUUAAGGGGCAUAUGUUUUAAAUCAAAAAAUAUCCAGGAUUUGUGGAUAAAUGUUGAAUAUAACUUAUGUUUUACAUAUCUUUUAUCCAAUUUAUACUGUAUAUAGUGUAGAUUUGCAAAGCAUUAUAGGAAAAUGCAUAAUCAGAUUUACUGUAUAUAUUUAUUUUAUUUAAUGAACAUUGAUAUUUGUGUUAUUUCUGUCCCAACAGUUUCUUGUUUGAUGAUUUGUCUCUGACAACCCAGUAUAUAGUGUGAUUUUAAUUACAUGUAAAGGGCAGAAACCCAAAUACUGUCAAUUUUUACCUUGUAGAUAUUUAAUCUGAAUAAAAAUUCUUUGUUACA
Saccostrea echinata is the source of this 4817-nucleotide messenger RNA. RefSeq names its product pantothenate kinase 3-like. The record is from RefSeq and is a predicted model, not a curated record. NCBI's taxonomy places the organism in Eukaryota, Metazoa, Mollusca, Bivalvia, Ostreida, Ostreidae. The coding region runs from base 196 to 1422 and encodes 408 amino acids. Gene Ontology annotation, cellular component: nucleus; cytosol. The transcript has 7 exons. Gene Ontology annotation, molecular function: pantothenate kinase activity; ATP binding. Gene Ontology annotation, biological process: coenzyme A biosynthetic process.